Molecule: messenger RNA, 1734 nt
Organism: Phytophthora sojae
Lineage: Eukaryota; Oomycota; Peronosporomycetes; Peronosporales; Peronosporaceae
Exons: 7
Coding region: 1-1734 (577 amino acids)
Biological process (GO): microtubule severing
Cellular component (GO): microtubule cytoskeleton
Molecular function (GO): microtubule severing ATPase activity; microtubule binding; ATP binding
Source: RefSeq, a predicted model, not a curated record
AUGGCCGGCAUGCAGCUGCGGGAUAUUCGCGAAAUGGGCGAGGCUAUGACACGGGCCAGGGAGCUCUGCCUGGAAGCGCAGUAUGACAAGGGCUUGGCGCUCUACCAGACGACGCUGCAGACUCUGAGCCAGUUCAUUCGUCGAAUGACCAAGAUGUCCGAGCGUCAGCCGUGGCUGCAGAUGCAGAUCGAGCUGGAGAACGAGCUGAAUCUGAUCACGGACUACGUCGAGCUCACUCAAGCUUUCAAGGCCCCACCAGGCACAGCCAUGGCGCGAGUUUACCCGAAGGCAGCUCGACAAGAACCGUCACCUUCUCCUCGUUGGGAGAUUUGUGCCCCGCCUGACCCAAGACGACCGGAACCCAGCGUGGAAGAUGGUAGAGACCCUGACGUGUGGGCCCCUCCAUCGCCGGAAAAGGUGCCCAAUCGAUUCCGUGGCGGGCCUGCUCGUGCGGCGCCGUCGUGGGCUAAUGACAACCAUCAUCAAAACAGCAACAACCACCACCACAAUAACCAGCGCAACAAUCGCAUGGCCCGAAAGCCGUCGGCAGGAGCACGAGCGGCUGCAGCUCCCUCGGGGAGACGUACGCCCGGUGAAGAUCAACGACGACAACCACCUCCUCCUCCUCGACGGGGUGGGGCUAAAGGCCCAACUGGCGCAUCUCCGGCCAGGCAAAGCAAAGACGGUGGAUUGAAGGCCGCUCGAAAGGAAAAUGAGCGCGCUCGAGAACACGGCGGAAGCGAAAAGCCGAAGUACUCUGAAAAGGCGAGGGAAGAAGGCUGGGUCGACCUGGAGCUGAUCGAGAUGAUCGAGCGCGACAUCGUGGAUUCGGGGCCAGCAAUCACCUUUGAGCAAAUUGCUGGACUAGAGCACACGAAGGAACUACUGCAGGAAUCUGUGAUGCUGCCACAGAUUGCUCCCCACCUCUUCAAGGACGGCCUUCUCAAGCCGUGCAAUGGUGUUCUAAUGUUCGGCCCACCGGGGACAGGUAAGACGUUGCUAGCAAAAGCUGUGGCGAAUGUGUGCAAGUCCACAUUCUUCAAUGUGUCGGCCUCGACGCUCGCCUCGAAGUAUCGUGGCGAGUCCGAGCGCAUGGUGCGGAUUCUAUUCGACAUGGCGCGCUAUUACUCGCCCUCAAUCAUUUUCAUGGACGAAAUUGACGCCAUCGCCGGUGCACGCGGAGGUACCCAGGAGCACGAGUCGAGUCGCCGGGUGAAAACCGAGUUACUCGUACAGAUUAACGGCGUGUCCUCAGGAGACCCAGCAGACCCAGGCAAUCGCGUGAUGGUGCUAGCGGCUACGAACCUACCCUGGGAAUUGGAUGAAGCCAUGCGUCGUCGACUAACCAAACGAGUGUAUAUCCCGCUACCAGAGGCUGAAGGGCGUCUUCAGCUCUUCAAGCUGAACUUGGAGAAGGUGGACGUGGCAGCCGAUGUGAACUUCGACAAGCUUGUUGCGGCAACUGAGGGCUACAGCGGCGACGACAUCUGUGGACUUUGUGACACUGCCAAGAUGAUGCCGGUAAAGCGACUGUAUACCCCUGAAGUUCUCAAGGAGCUCCACCGAAAGCAGCAGGAGGGCGCGUCUGAUGAGGAGCUGAAAGCUCACGAGAAGAACGCGCUCGAAGUUACUUGGAUCGACUUUCAAACGGCGCUCGAGAACGUGUCCAAGUCAGUAGGUCAAGACCAGUUGGAGCGAUUUGUCAAGUGGGAAGAGGAGUUUGGGUCCAAAUGA